This is a messenger RNA of Lethenteron reissneri (Far Eastern brook lamprey), 10270 nucleotides long. RefSeq names its product solute carrier family 5 member 7 (gene SLC5A7). Gene Ontology annotation, biological process: transmembrane transport; choline transport; synaptic transmission, cholinergic. NCBI's taxonomy places the organism in Eukaryota, Metazoa, Chordata, Hyperoartia, Petromyzontiformes, Petromyzontidae. Gene Ontology annotation, molecular function: choline:sodium symporter activity. The record is from RefSeq and is a predicted model, not a curated record. Gene Ontology annotation, cellular component: dendrite; synapse; perikaryon.
ACGGCUCAACGUGAUUAUUCCUUGGGAGCAAGAGGCGCGCACGCCGAGCACCGGGGCACGGUCACGAGGCGCACUCGCUGGUGCAGCGCUUCGUAGUAUCAACGGGGAAAUAUAGGAAUAGCAGUGGCUCGUGCUGCAAAGAGUCAGUCUGUCGAGACGCUGUUGGCUCGUUUUGUUGGCCAAUGCUUUGUUACAUUGAAAAGUUGUAAGCAAGAUAGAGUGGACAAAGGCGUGUAUUCGACCUGCAGGAGUUACGAUUCAAGAGAUUCGUACUCUACACUCCCUGCCAAGUACCCAUCUCAACAUCUGAAACUUGGGGCACGUCAAAGAUAGACUGAUAAGUGUGCAGCGCCCUUCAUAGAGCAGGGUGCGAAACAGCCUUGCAAAAAACUCUCAGCGUUCUGACCAUCAAGGAAGUUGACUGGAACACAGCUAUUGGUCAAGCUAACGAUGACAACCUGAUGACAGCCCAAACCAAGAAUCGUAACAAAUCUGACGGCAAUCCGGCACAUGGUCAAACAAGGACACAAAGAACGAAUUUCACAAAGUCGGGGAAAGCCCCAAGAACAACCCCAGAUACUCAAAUAUUACCCGUUGUCGAUAAUGUCUUUAACCAACCACAAUCCUGACAGGAGCUAAACGAGCACCAACGAAUCUCAAAGAAUCUGGCAACAGCCAACCAGGAACAACGAGAGCUCAAAGAACACCAAUUGACAACCUCACAACAUCAAUGCAAUAGCAAUAGCUCAUGACCAAUCGAUCCUUUUAUUUUGAUUUAAAAAAUCAACACAAGAACACAUCUAUCAAUGACAAUCUAAGAACAGUCUAAUGUCAACUACAAGAAUAUUCUGACCAGAAGAACCCCUGAACAAUCAUAGAACGCAAACAUAUUUUCAUCACUGACACUAUUAACAGCCCAGGAGUUACAAAUAACUCGCAGACCACCCGCAGCACAUGGCUAUCUGACGACAACAUCAAUUAGCACGUACAACCAAUACGGAGCAAUCUGACGGCGUUUCUAAAUCCUCACCACCACCACUAACGACUAUCCAAAGAGCAUCCAACAAAAAAAAAACAGCCUAACGGUAGACCACCCAUCAAUCGUGAUAUUACAAGGAGCGAUAUUACCAGACUACACAACCAAAGACCAACCAACCCCCCCCCCCCCUAAAAAUCUGCACAACCUGAGCAGCAGCAACAGCGAGAGGGAUUAUUUCUGGCUGCAGCUUGUAAAAUGGCGAUUCACGUGGCUGGUCUGAUAGCCAUCAUCAUUUUCUAUGGCAUUAUCCUGGCUGUGGGGAUCUGGGCCGCAUGCCGAACCAAGAACGUCGGCGUGGGCGAGGGGAUGGAGCGCAGCGAGGCCAUCAUGGUGGGCGGCAGAGACAUCGGCCUGCUCGUCGGCGUGUUCACGAUGACGGCGACGUGGGUGGGAGGUGGAUACAUCAACGGGACGGCAGAGGCGAUCUACCUGCCCAGCUCUGGGCUCGCGUGGGCACAAGCUCCCUUCGGAUACGCCAUGAGUCUCGUUCUUGGAGGCCUCUUCUUCGCCAAGCCAAUGCGCUCGCGGGGCUACGUGACGAUGCUCGAUCCCUUCCAGCUGCUCUACGGGAAACGCAUGGGUGGCCUGCUCUUCCUGCCUGCGCUCUGCGGAGAGAUCUUCUGGUCGGGCGCCAUCCUGUCUGCCCUGGGAGCGACGCUGAGCGUGAUCGUGGACAUCAACAUCGACAUGGCCGUGGUGGUAUCGGCCUGCAUUGCGGUGCUCUACACGCUUGUGGGAGGGCUCUACUCCGUGGCCUACACGGACGUCGUGCAGCUUAUCUGCAUCUUCCUGGGCCUGGGUCUCAGCGUUCCGUUUGCCCUGAUGAACCCGGCCGUGAGCAGCAUCUCGGAAACGGCUCACGCGUCCGACACGCAGCCCGGCUGGCUGGGCAGCGUGGAUCCGCGUGACGCCUUCAUCUGGGUGGACAACUACCUCCUGCUCAUGCUGGGCGGAAUCCCAUGGCAGGUUUACUUCCAGCGUGUUCUGUCCGCGUCGUCAGCUGCCUACGCACAGGUGCUGUCCUACCUGGCGGCAUUCGGCUGCCUUGUGAUGGCUGUGCCCUGCAUCAUCAUCGGUGCUGUGGGAGCCUCGACGAACUGGAACGAGACGAGCUACGGCCUGCCUGACCCCAAGGCUCGCAAUGAGAGUGACAUGAUCCUGCCCAUCGUGAUGCAGCACCUGUGCCCCGAGUACAUCUCCUUCUUUGGCCUGGGCGCCGUGGCGGCAGCCGUCAUGUCCUCUGCCGAUUCCUCCAUCCUCUCUGCCUCCUCCAUGUUCGCUCGCAACAUCUACAAGUUGGCCGUGCGACAGCAGGCCUCCGACACGGAGAUUGUGUGGGUAAUGCGGAUCACCGUCUUCUUCUUCGGUUUCGCCGCCACAGCCUUGGCCCUGCUCGCCAAAUCCGUCUAUGGCCUCUGGUAUCUGAGCUCGGACCUGGUGUACGUCAUCCUCUUUCCGCAACUAAUCUGCGUGCUCUUCAUCAAGGGCGCCAACACGUAUGGCUCGAUCACAGCCUACGUGGUGGGCCUGCUCUUCCGCAUCAGCGGCGGGGAGCCCUAUCUGCACCUCGACCCGCUUAUAUGCUACCCGGGCUGCUAUGUCACCGACUUUGGGCAGGGCCCCGUCACCGUGCAGCGAUUCCCGUUCAAGACGCUCUCCAUGCUUGUGUCCUUCCACGUGAACAUUGCCGUCUCUUACCUGGCCAAGUACCUGUUCGAGAAGGGACACCUGUCACCGCGCUUUGACUUCCUCGAUUGCGUCGUCGCCAUGGACAGCCGCGAGACGCUGGAGAAGGCCACACUGGUGCGGGGUGGCUCUGCCUACCCCAUGGACGCGAGCGAUGGGGCCGUGGGUCCAGCGGCGGCCGUGGCUGCGAUGGCCGGAGGAGGAGGAGGUGGCGGUAGCGGUGGCUUGCUCAUGGCCGAGUUAGCGCCGGCCGUUUUGGCGAGCGUCGGGGGGGCGGUGCUGCUGCAGACGUCGGCGGCGGCGGGGAGCGGCAGUGGCGGCGGACGGGCCCGGUUUGCGAGGUCUCGCCGAGGCCCUGAGUUGGUGGCAGCAGCGGAGGCCGCAGCGAACGACAGCAGUAACAGCGACGGCAGCAGUGGAGGAGGAGGGGGGGUGCUGAGUUCUGCAUCGUCUCCCGAGGAGAUCUCCCACAGCGUGCCACGCUGAGGCCUCGUGAGGGCCCAAACGUGAAACGUGAAUGAAAAAGUGAUGAGGUGGCGGUGGCGGGGCAGAGCAAAUCAGUAGAAGGUGGAGCACAAUGGUCAACCACAUUCUAGCCCUAACCCUAACCAACAACCUAACCUGGCCUAGGCCUAACCCUGACCCUGGUGCCCACACGUUUUGUUCAUUUUUUUCACGUUUGGUCUUUUACAGAAUGGGUCCUCCACAGCCUCCUCUUCUUCAACAAUCGAGAUCACCCAAAUAUAUAAUUUACCCUUCGAGCAAUCGCGUAUAACCGUCUUGUUGAGCGCGCAUCUCCGCACAUUUAAUACCAUCUCGGAAUGGUCUGCACAUGUUUAAUGCUCAGUAACGUCAUCAAGUGCUGCUUCUUUAAACGCUCUUUCAUCUCUAGACAUAGCACCCUCGUUACUAACUGCGAGGUCCAUCUAGUUUCACAUCCUACUCAGUCUAGACAGCCUUCCAUCUUCGGUCACUGCUGCUUGCCCUUCCAGGUCAGGACUUCCAAGACACUACAAAUCUCCAAAUUUCGACUAAAAACGUAACUGUUUAAAUGUCUUUCUGUAGUUAUUUUCAAACGUCUUUCUCACUUCCUCUUUCUUUGGUUGAUGUUAACUAUUUUCACCUUUCCAUGCAUAGUGCCCUGAGAACGAUUGUUUUAAGGGCGCUUUAUAGAUGUAAAGUAUAUCAAGUUUAAAUGCUUAAUGCAAACAGUCCGCCUCAAUGGUAAACGAUGCUUAAUAUUUCAAAGUAAAACCUGUUCUUAAAACAUUUCUGGAGAGUAUCUCGAAUGAGUACAGUCUAUGUUUAAAAAUAGUUUCCCCUCUUAAUGGACUUCGCAACACGACAAAAAGCUCUUGCCUACUAGCGACGCAAUGGGUGCGUAAUGAGCCACCUGAACUGCCCUCUAUCACGUCCGCCAGCAAGUUUAUGAAAUUGGCAAACUUUAGCAUCCCGAUUCACGAAUCUACAAUUUUUAUUUAGUUUUUUUCAAAUGCUACUUCAUUGCAUUUUUUUCUCUCAAUGUUUCGGUAAAAUUUCGUACUACUUAACCUACUAAAAUAACGUAAUAUGUAUCUCGAACCAAAUAUUGGCACGUGCAUAAACGCUCAUUUAAUGAAGUUGGCCAAACAUCCCAAUAUAGGAUGGCAAAGCUUGGGCAAUUAUAUGUGCACCGUUUCCGGCUUCUUUUCCAAGUGCUUGUCCGUGUUUUUUUUCCUGUGCCUCCAAGCGAACAAAAAUCUGUGCGCGUUACAAAAUCUACAGCAGAGUGUGGGCUGCACUUUGCGCUAAAUAGUGCCGCUGUAUAAAAAUAAGACAUUGGUAUACGUAUACACUUUGUAAAUAAUUGAUUCUCUGCACAAAGUGAUACACCGAUCAAAAGCCUUGGAGUAGAUGUUAAUUGAUGAACCAAUGCAUUGAUGAACCAAUACAUACAGUAUAUAGUUUAUACAGUACGGUACUGUAAAUUGCUCUGUUUUGCUAAAUUAUCACCAUUCUUUAAGACUCCUGGGUAGACUAGGCCAUUUUUGACUUGCGAUAUUUUCAACUUACGAUGGGGUCGUCGUAACGCAUCUCCAUCGUAAGUCGGGGACUACCUGUAUAUCUACAAGACAAGAGCUCUUUGUGUUUCGUGGCUUGUCUUCCUGUACCUACGCACUCGUACAUAUAUACACACAGCUCUGUGUAAAGUAGUGACAUGUCUUCGUCUUCCCAUGCCUCUUGGGAAGAUUAUAGUCUCGUGGCUCUGGCCACUUACGUGAUGUGUGUUCGUGUUACUGUGAAAUUAAUCGCAUCGGAAACGAUCCGUCAUCCGUGUUGUCUUAUCAAAACCGCGACGUGGACUUUUGCACCAAAAAGAGAUGAACACCUCGGGAUACCACCCGUCCAGUUGUCCCACACAUCCUGAACAGUCUGGGAAUUGGGGUUUGUGUUCGGGUCGUGCAGGAACCGACUUGUAUCAAGACCUGGUACAAGUUUUUCUGUGUUGCACUUUAUUACAGUAACCUGCACAGUUCUGAGAAUAGGCCCGAGUGCUGACUUGAGAGAAUAUGUAUAGGUAUGGUCUGUGGUGGAAUAGGUGACAGCCAAAGUGCACUGGCUGAUACAAGCUUCAUCUUAUCAAGUAAUUGUUUUCAUGUUUUCAAGUGCAUAUUAAAGGUUUUUGGGUUAGAUUACAAAAAUGUGUCGUUAAACCCGCCACCACCCAACAGCCAAUUAGUAAGGUUUGUCACGUAAACAAAAUAUUACAAUUAGUUCCUAGUUCAGUACACCAGUGUGUUGGAGAGGAAACCCACAACAUUUACAAUUUGUGUACAGUAUUUCGCCGGUAAUUACAACCAAUCUCAUCAGGCGACAGCCAGUUGUGGAGAAAUACUCCUGUUUUGGUCUUAAAUAGUGAGAUAAAUGUGAUGUCAUCACUUGGAUCCAAUCAGGUGCGAAGACCAGAGGGGGGGGGGGGGUGUUAACGUAUUAAUAUCAAUUACUAUUAUUGGUUGUGUUACUACCAACGAAAAGUGACUGGUACUGGAAUUGCAAGUGUUGUGGGUUUACUCUGCAAUACUGGUGUGCUGCAGUAGUAACUAAGUAGCAUGUUUUGUUUACCUGACAAAUCUUAUUAAUUGGUUAUCGUAUGGUGGCAGGUUUAACGACACAUUUAUAUUUACCCGAUAUAACCAAAAAACCUCUUAUGGAUAUUUGGAGCGAAAGCCCUCGUGUUUUCAAAUGGUUUACACGUUCAUUAAGCGAAUAAUUAUUGGACAUCCUCAGCUUCUUACAUUAAUGACUUUGUGUCAUAUAUCUCAUAGCUUCCAUCGUGACCGCGUAUAUUUUAUUUACACAGUGACUGUAUUUGUAUGGGCUCAGAGGACCGGGGCGUUAGAAAAUCAAGGAGAAACAAUUAUCUUGCCUUAGACACAGUGCUGAUGGGGUAAAUAACUUGGAGGGUGUGGGAGUGUAGCGUGUCUAGAAAUAAUCAUGAGCGUCGCUGUGGAGAUUACAAGUAACACAAUGUAUAUGCAGAUAAUUCACCUCCUUCGAGAAGCUGUCCCUGCACAUUAAAAAAAAAAUUGCCGAUGAAACACUGUCAAAACCGGUCCCGAGUUUGCUUGUGUUAAGCCGAUGCUGCUGAAGUGAUGUGCUCCCCAGCAGGUCAAUUAUAGACACGGGGAGGGCGCGCAUUGCCCACUUCGUUAUGUCUUACAACAUGAGGUCUUCAUGGUUCACGGCAUUGGUUCAACACAAGCAUAGUCUCCACCGGUUACGACAUUCGGUGUCUUAUCAGCAGGGUCAGGAUUGCUUGCACCGAUGUAUGUAUGUAUGUGAACUUCUUUCGCACUGUACGUAGACAACCGUGCUAAUUUGAGGUGCGGGGAAGGACAACUAAACACAAAAAGCAGUUCUAUAGAAAUGCGCUUUCAAUCUAGUUGAUUCAAAAGUGUAUAGCUACAGUGGCUUCUAAUAUCGGAAGAGCGUCCCAGACAGCCGCAGAAGCGCAUCUGAAAGCGCGCGAUGCGGUGACCGUCUGUGAUGGGACUGCUUGAUGAACUGUCAGGCUAUUCUAGGCGGGGCCAUCUUUGUUAGAUGUGGGUCCUAGUUCCGGUUCAAAACGCAAUAAUGCACAACACAUUAAUAAGCGUCGUUGUAGAGAAUGUCAGCUACAAAAUAAAUAAUGAGACCAUGCUGUAGUAGCGAUGGGAAGGGGCAGGGUGAGUGUUUGAAUGCCGUCACACUCGAGUUACUGCUUCUUAAUUGCGAGCGGCUGCACCUCGUGGCAGCCUCGACCCAGUGCCCCCGGGCACGCGCUGAUUGAGCCGCCGCCUCGCGUGGGGAGAUCGCUUUCGGGGGCUGACGUCGAGUAGUGAAUGGUGGUGGUGGUUGUGAACGGCCGUAAAACAGUGGGAUUGGUGGAUCAUGCUGGCAUGAUGGUGAUUACGGUGACAGCAAUGAUGGUGGUGGAAAUAUGUGUGGUCGUGGUGUUGCCGAAAUUGACAAUGAAGAUGGUGAUAAAAAUAGUGGCCGUAAUAAAUUCGCAUCAAAACGGUGGUGUAAACAAUGGUGAUGAUAGCGAUAGUGGUGAUUAUGAUGGCGUUCAUGAUUGAGGUGGUAGUCGUGAUGGUGAUGAUUAUGAUGGUGGCCGUGGUGACAAUAACGGGGAUGAUAGUAAUGAUUGUGAUGGUUGAGAUGGUGAUAAUUGCACUGGUCAACACACUUUUUCUGGCAUAAGGUAUUCCAACGGUUUAAAUGUAAUUUUGGGGUGCUGAUUCCAAAUCUGGCAUCAGUUUUUGUCUAUCACAUCAGGUUUUUGAGAUAUCAAAUAUUUCAUUUUCAAUUAAAACUGCAGAAGAAAAAUAUUAAAUAAAUGUGGAUAUCUACAUAAAAUGAUAUUAUAAACACACUAUCCUAAAAAUACAGCACCAUAUUUUAACACUAAAGCAGUCACUGACUCGCAACAACUUGCAAUCAUAACUGACAGAGUUAAUUUCGGGUAAAAUCAAUUAAAAUGGGGUAUGCCGAUAGCAUAAAAUGAGAUGUGAUAGAGCAAAUCUGAGAUCAGAUUUGGAAUUAGCACCCUGAAAUUAGUCUAAAACAGCUGCAAAAGUCCAGGCCAGAAAAAACGUUUUUUUUGUUGACCAGUGUUAUCAGAAUAUGGCAGAUGAUGAGGCAGUACACAAAGUAGGUUCUCUACAGUUGAGAAUUCUCCCACAUGCAAAAUAACUUUCAAAUAAUAUUAAACGCCGAUCGAGCAGAAUCCCUAGACUCCGCGAUGCUUUCUCCUUGGUAAAUUUUUCCAAAUAUAUAUAUUUAAAUAAUUCUAUAUCGACAAUUGUAAAAAUAAAUUCCCAUGGCAGGAGCAGUCUCCCUAUGCAACAAUUAUCGUGUUGACUUACAAUAUAGUACUCUAUAAACUCCCAAAGAGUUAUGAUGGGCUGAGUUCAGUGCACAGGUAUCUGUCUCCUUACUAACACAGCGGUCCUCUUGCUCUCAAAGUCUAGCCCCUUGCGAUGACGUCGACACCCUCCACUGACUCAGGGCCAGAAAUAGAGACAAGCACAGGCUUCAUUGCUCAUAUAGGCAGAGACACCUCCUGCUGUGACGUCGCCACAGUUGUUGCCGACAGCAAAUGAGGUUGGCAAGGUUGUUGCCGACAGCAAUGAGGUAACCACAGUUGCUGAUAGCAACAGCCGCCGUUCACACAAAGUGGCGGUGGCGUCGCCACGACGCUUGUGGCAUGCUCGGUGCACUUUGGGGCGGCUGACACACACCCCCACGUGUAACGCGUAUCCAAGCACAACAGGAGAAUGGAUAGCCAGCUGCCACAGUGGUGCAAUGGGCAGCACACUUGAUUUGUAACUGAAAUCGCGCCGGUUCGAUUCCAUCUCCAGGCGUGGCAGCUGAAGCAAUCAACAGUAUAAAGAGUUAUGUCAUGCGUGGCGGGGUAGAGUGUGAGCAUGCCUUGCUCUUCCAAGACGGCUGAUCAGCAUGGAAGAGUAGACCAAAACACCACUGUCGAGUUCCCUCUCGUAGUCGAGGCAUUUCCGUCAGCAAUGGCAAGGCUGUGCCUGUACUGAGAAACUGAAGGCACUCCGUGCAUCCAUUACAAACAUCCCACUGGGAACGGUUACCGGUUUACAACGGUUCUCGUUGAACAACCCUGCUAUGUGCAAAAGCACCGAUUAUCGAGGAGCUCUAUCGCCCUUGGCUGUGUUACUUUGUAAGCGCGACGGAAUCUCGUCUUCAAUCUGCCCCUCCUGCAUCACUCUCGAGUCAUUGUCCUCGUGAUUAUGGCUACCGUGGUUUCCGUGAGGCGCGAUCCAUAGGCGUGUGCCUGACUCGAGUUUCGAGGCGCAAGUCUUGAACAGUUUGGAGAAGUCUACGAUCAUCAUCUAUCACUCGACAUUCCUACAGAUCGUGCCUGCCAAUCCGCACUAAUUUUGACAAGCUACCAUCGAUUGGUAGCCACUGUAAUCUGCGAGCUCAGAUAUCUGGCUUUCUAACUGAUUGGCCGAGAUAUGCGGGAGUUCAUGGCAGCUAUCUAAUACCUUCACCAUGAACUAUUAGCAGCACACAUUCUGCCGAAGUUGGAAUCCUGUUACCGUUGUCAUAUCUUGGGGUCAAUCACCAAAUGUAUACCUCGCUGCAGGUGGCAGAACUUAAGAGUACAGCAGGAGUCAGGAUUAUGUAUGACCCAGCACUUAUUGAUUCGCUCCAGUCACUCACUGAUUCAGAGGUGGUAAAUCACCUCCUCCGCUAUCACUACUACCGUGGUUACCGUCUCCGUAAACGUCAUUCAUUGACUCCUCAAUUUUGAGGACUCGGCCUACCAGACUAAUCGUCUCAUCCGCACUGUAUUCAUCCACCUCCACACUGCGGGUCACAACAACACACUCAUCACACUGCAGGUCACAACAAUACUCACCCAAUCACUCACGCACUGGCUCACCCAUUCACCACACUGCAGGUCACACCAACACACUCAUCCACCCACUCAUCACAAUGCAGGUCACAACACGCACCCACUCACUACACAGCAGCUCACCCACUCACCACACUGCAGGUCACAAUAACACACUCACCUAAUCAUUCACCACACUGAAGGUCACAACAACACAAUCACCCACUCACUCACUCGAUCACUCACCACACCGUAGGUCACAGCAACACACUCACUCACGCAAUCACCCAAUUCAUCACCCACUCAUCAAAUUGCAGGUCACCUCACUUCAUAUUCUACUUCUGCCCACACACUGCUCCACUGUGGAAUAUUCCCCGAGCUUUUAUAAUAACGAGCCUCUUAUAUAAUCACUCAUAGCUAACCUUGCUCAAUUCAAGAAUCGUGCCACACUAUCAUAUAUUACGUUGAUAGUGCUGUUGCUGGCCACGUGACGUUUUGGUCCUGUGUUUAACAACUGUAUUCACAUUAUAUACACGGACAUAAACAUAUAUAUACACACAGCGUUUGGUUUUGCUUAGCCGAUGUGUGUCAAAAUUAUGAACUGUGCUUCAUUAGCUUGGAGAGUGUUGUCUUUGGUUCCAGUAAAUAUAAGU